AUGACCGACGUUCAUAGGAUCAGAGUUUUUGAAUAUGUACCAUCUCCAAUUGUAUCAUGUUCUCUUUCCGACGAUACUUUACUUGUCGGUAGAGAGUCCGGAUAUGUCGAAAUUUGGGAUGUUCAGAAUUAUGCGCAUUGCAUGUGCAGUUUUCAAGCGACAACACCACGUGAUAUUCGCGUAGUCCUAUGGACAGAGUUCAAAGAGCAAAAAGCAUUCGCAAUUUGUCUAUUUUCCGGAGAAGUUGUAAUUUAUAAUUAUCCAAGUUUACAAAUUGUAGGGCAAUCACCCAGUUUUGGUGGUGCCAUUUGGGGAGCAGCUACCAGUUCCGACAAAUCUCUCCUUGCAAUUGCUUGCGAUGACGGAGUUGUCCGUGUAUUUAAUACAAAAGACAAUUUAUAUCUUAUACAGACAUCAGAUGCACUCGUUUCUAAAUGUUUAUCAGUUUGCUUUAGCAGCGAUGGAUCUCUUUACGCAGGAGAUUCAACAGGACAAAUCGUACAAAUCAACUUAGAGAGUCGCACAUUCAGUCAUACAUUAAAUGUAGCCGCACGCGAUACAACAUCUUCAGAAGUAUCCGUUUGGGCACUUUGCGCCCUUCCAAACGGUCAAAUCGCUUCAGGAGAUUCAAAUGGUAACGUAAUCAUAUGGAAUACAAUGACAGAUACUGUAGAAACACGCUUUGCAUCCCACCAAGCCGAUGUUUUGACUCUAGCUUCAAAUGGAAGAUUUUUAUACGCUGCAGGCAUUGAUCCGACCGUUGUGACCUUCGAACACGACGAUGGCCAAUGGGUACAACGUAACCAACAAAGAUUCCAUACUCACGACGUUACAUGUAUCGUUGCAAACGAAAAACACGUAAUUUCAGCAGGAAUGGACGCCUGUAUCUGCAGCAAAGACCUUAUACAUCCUUUCCAGGUACCAAUACCCAUUGCCGUGGCCACCAGAGGCGACGAUAUCAUUGCCGUCGGUGGAGAAGGAAAUCGACUUUCAAUUUGGCGCUUAAACGGCGAAGAAGCCUUUUUGGAAGUUAGAUUACAGACCUCCAACCCUGUUGAUGCAGUUGCUAUCUCAUCAGAUGGUAAAAAUGUCGCUUACAGUUCAACAAAUACAAGAUUCUUAGAAUAUGAUGGUACAAACUGGACAUUGAACAAAGAAAAGAAACAUCCAAAGGCAUCAGCAAUUAUUAAUAGAGAAAACGAGUUCAUAAUGGCUACAAUUUCCGGAGAUAUUCUUUCAUCAGACGGAAGUUUCGCUCAUGUUGACUUUCCAGUCUUCAAACUCGCUGUUUGUGAGAAGUAUAUAGUGGCAGGAGGUCUAAAACGCUUAGUUUCCUUUGAAAAAGACUUAAAUGGGAAGUCAACAGAAUUACCAUACUUCGGAUCUCCAUUUUCAGCAAUCAGAUUCAAGCCAAAGACUAACCUCCUCUUCGUAUCUACAUCUAGUACUAAGAUAUUUUCAUAUGACGUCAGUGAAGAGAAGCUUGUUGCAUCAGCGAACAUCAACAUCGGCAAAUUCGGCGAAAUUGUUGCUCCAACAUCUAUUUCGUUCGAUCCAGAUGAUACUAACCGAGUUCUUGUUGUUUCUAGCCAAGUCACUCUUGUUGCAAACUCUAUGAAAGAAAAAGGAAAGUUCCGCCUCCCUUACGAGGACUUCCUUUUCGGAGAUUUCGUCAAAGGUAAGAAACUUGUUGUUUAUGAGAAACCAUGGUCAUUCAUGAUGCAUUCCCUACCUAUGCCAUUCCGAGUCAAGAGAUUCCAAGGCUCAGAAGAGACAAAACGUCCAAGAUACUAA
Messenger RNA from Trichomonas vaginalis G3, 1794 nucleotides. Its product is annotated as maturation of SSU-rRNA. The coding region runs from base 1 to 1794 and encodes 597 amino acids. Lineage: Eukaryota; Parabasalia; Trichomonadida; Trichomonadidae. The transcript has a single exon. Gene Ontology annotation, molecular function: protein binding; RNA binding. Gene Ontology annotation, biological process: maturation of SSU-rRNA from tricistronic rRNA transcript (SSU-rRNA, 5.8S rRNA, LSU-rRNA). The record is from RefSeq and is a predicted model, not a curated record. Gene Ontology annotation, cellular component: t-UTP complex; small-subunit processome; 90S preribosome.